Messenger RNA from Colletotrichum higginsianum IMI 349063, 1620 nucleotides. RefSeq names its product LPXTG-domain-containing protein. NCBI's taxonomy places the organism in Eukaryota, Fungi, Ascomycota, Sordariomycetes, Glomerellales, Glomerellaceae. Bases 1 to 1620 code for a protein of 539 amino acids. The transcript is spliced from 3 exons. The record is from RefSeq and is a predicted model, not a curated record.
AUGGCCGCCCGGUCCGCCCUCUUCCUUCUCACCACAGUCGUGCCCGCGUAUGUCUCGGCGUUGCAGGUCACGCCGAACUCGCCGUGUGCAUCCUUCUGUCUUGACUUCAACGGCCUCGACAUCUCGGACCCCAACUCUUCUAACACCAAGGGCAAGGACAUCACAUGUACGGACAACAAAUAUCAGACUGAGGCCUCGGGCCAGAAGUUCCAGCAGUGCAUGAGCUGUCUCCAAGAUAGCAAGUUCGUUCAGGGGGGCGAGAACGACCAAGACUGGUUUCUGUAUAACAUGAGAUACUCCUUCGAUCACUGCAUCUACGGGUACCCAAAUGCCACCGGCGUCGGCUCCAACCCCUGUAUGACGUCCACUGCAUGCGGUCCUUUGGAGGCCGCCCUCACAGACGGCGAGCUGGACCCGGCCAAGACAUCGCAAUACUCGUACUGCGAUGCGGAUGGCGGCGCCAUGCUCACCCCAGCGUACGACAAGUGCCUCUCUUGCGUCAGAGCGGGUGGUGAACACUACUACCUUGCCAACUACCUGAUCGCGCUUGGAGCUGGAUGCAAGCAACGGCCAGACCCGGGAAAGCUCAUUGGGCUCAAUGACACCAUCUUCACAAAAGGAAUGAUUACGGCAAUCGAUCCCAAGGACGCUGAAACACCCGAAAAAGACGAAAAACCCGGCCUCCCCACAACGGCCAUCGUCGGCAUCGUCAUAGGCUCCGUCGUCGCCCUUGUUUUGGUCGCCGGAUGCGCCUUCAUCCAGUACCGCAAGCGCAAGGCACGCAGAGAAGGCCGCGGCAUCAACCCCGAGCUCUCCCGCCGCGCCAAGGGCCACCGCCCGGUCUCCUCGCUCUCCUUCCGGUGCCAGACGCACCUCACACCCAAGACACCAAACUUCUUCUCCAUCGAGGAAGAGGACCCGCAGAACGAGAAGCGUCCACACGAAUCCGCUCACGAGUUCACUCACUACCAACCUCACCAACACCACCAGGACGAGACCUCCGGCACCGCCUCGAAGCCGAGCCUCUGGAUGCCGCACAACUCCAUCUCCUCCCUACAGAGCUCGGCAGCCCCCACCUCCUACACGGACCGGAAACCCGCGCACAAGGAGAUCCUCCCGCUCGCCAGCAUCACCACGAGCCUCCCCGUCAUCCCCCUCAAAGCCCACUCGCCGCGCUUCAACAUGUUCUCGCCCCAAGACGACUACUACGCCACCCCGACCUCCACGACAUCGGCGGCGCCGCUGCUGCCGCUCAGACCCUACGUCCCCUCCGAACAUGGCUUCUCGACGCCGUUGAUGGACCACGCCGCGACGUUCAGCCCGGCGACGACGUACGCCUCCCCGACGUCGGGCACCACCGCGAGCCCCCUGCUCAGCCAGGCCGGCUGGCCCGCGCCGGCACACAGUCGGCAUCCUGCGCAAGUGGACUUGACGUCGUCAUCGUCCUCACCAUCUGCGUCCACGUCGGCCAUGGGAGAUGCGACGAAGACCAUGCCUGUCGUCGUGAGGGACCUCGCGCGGCCGCUGCCGAAGAGAGUGACGUCGCUGGGCGGCAGCCCUGUCGAGACGUCAGUGAUCCAGACAGCGUUCCCGCCCCCGCCUCCACCCAAGAGAAGAUAG